Messenger RNA from Eublepharis macularius, 5326 nucleotides. RefSeq names its product KIAA1328 ortholog. NCBI's taxonomy places the organism in Eukaryota, Metazoa, Chordata, Lepidosauria, Squamata, Eublepharidae. The record is from RefSeq and is a predicted model, not a curated record. The coding region runs from base 3 to 1838 and encodes 611 amino acids. The transcript has 11 exons.
AGAUGGCGGAUGUGGCCGCGGGGCCCGGGCCGGAAGGAGCUGCUUCUUGGAGUCGGGACCUUUCUGAUGAAGACCAGCUGCUUGUGUAUGUUCCAGGAGUUUCUGCAGAGAGGAAUUUUAGCGCAAGACAUCUGCUGAGAAAUCAGAAAGCAGAAGCAAAGGCGAAGAAACCCGUCGCGGCUGUUUCGGUCCCCCCAAUGGAUGCCUUGAAACCCGCUGGAGAAACGGCUGGGCAACAGGUCCCUGACAAAGGAGGAGUGAAGAGUGCUUCUCUAAAGGAUUUAUGUCCCGAAGACAAGAGGCGCAUCGCAAACUUAAUUAAGGAGCUUGCAAGGGUGAGUGAAGAGAAGGAGGUGACGGAGGAGCGGCUGAAAGCCGAGCAGGAGUCAUUUGAGAAGAAGAUCAGGCAACUUGAGGAACAAAAUGAACUCAUCAUCAAAGAAAGGGAAGCCCUGCAGCAGCAGUACAGAGAAUGCCAGGAACUGUUGAGCCUUUAUCAGAAGUAUCUCUCCGAGCAGCAAGAAAAGCUAACGCACUCCCUUUCGGAGCUUGAAGCUGCCAAGCAAAAGGCACAUCAGAUGUCCCAUGAGAGAAGCCUUUGUCAGCCAGUGACACACUUUGGACUGGAUGGGUCCUACCUCAAUAUAGCCAAACCACAGACUUUAUACAAAAACAAUAGAAGCGGUCCUUUCGCAUCUGGGGCUCAGCCGUGUCGGAAUAGUCACGUUCCGGAGGCUCCAAUCCUUGAUGGCAGGUCAGAAGAUCAGAACCAAUGCUUACAGGAAAAUGGGUUGCAUGGGAAAUACAAUAACCUGGUGUCCCCAGGCCAGUCGAAGGAGCUUCCCCAUAUGAAAAGAACUCCUGAUACAAGCCAGAGAAGCAGUGAGUGUCCUAUUCAAACUUGUGUUUUUCACAAGAAGGCUUGUAGCUCUGAUCACAGUUUCUUCCAAGACGGCUACCACACUCCAAGAAGAUCUACGGGAUUGCGUUGCGAAUCGUCCCCAGAUUACUCUUGCCCCUCCCGUUCCUCAGGGCCAAACGGCAGCACAGGCUCCGGAUCAAAAGAGGAGGGGCGGGGCAAAAGGUUAUCGGAAGACAGGAGGAAGCAGCUGUUGCUUCAGAAAAUGGAGCUGGAAAUUGAAAAAGAGCGCCUUCAGAAUCUCUUGGCCGAAAAGGAAGCCAGGCUCUUGUUGCAGCAGCAGCAGCUGCAGCAGUCCAGGCUGGCUUACAGCAGGUUUAAAGGCCACCCUUCUAAUUCAGAGGAACUGCUUAUUGAUGCAGCGUUGAUGAGACCGGGCGGUACGGCCCCUGUGAUGAAUGGCCCUGGUGGGGGUCUCAGUCCCCCCCGGCCUGACCGUGAAGGUUGCUACUCCAGAACGCCAGCAUCAGCGAGAAGCUGCAGAACCCCGGGAAGUGGUGGAGGAAACGGAUCAGGGAAGAAAAUGGUUGGCUUUGGCAUGGAUGCGGAAGAGGGAGUCCCUUGGAGGCAGGGCGAGAAGGAACGGGUCAGACCAAGAAGAGGGACAGCUUCGGGCUCCCGGAAGGAUGCGGCUACAUCGCCUGGACUGACAGGCUGCCGGAAAGAGCUUGUAACAGCAGCCACGUCCCCAAUCCGGCAUGACACCACAGGAUAUGAAGCCUCUCUCUUUGACCUGGUUGAAGCGAUGAGUCCAGGGCUCCAGCAUCACUGCAGCGAACGUUGUGGCCACCACAGGGUGCUCGCGCCACAAAGUGGCAGCAGGAAGAACCCAGGCUGGAGUCGGAGGCAUUCCGGGGCCAGAAACGGGGCGGCCGAGCUAGAAGAGAGCCGCAUUUUAGAGGAAAUCUUUUUCAUUUGAUGGGCCUUCUGGCCUUUGCAGCCUUUCCAGUGGAUCUGAGGACCUUUUUUCCCUUCCUAAUGUGGGUGUGUUUACAUAUCAGAAUAUUGGUUUUAAAUUAUUUGAUUGAUGAGUAAUUAUCUUCUAACUUCCCUACAGCAAAUUAAUACCAUCUCCCCCUCCAGCUUCCAAAUCAUGUCAUAACAUCUGUUUGAGUUUGUUUCUUUUCUUUUUAAUUGGCUGCUCAGAGGAUUAGGCGAGUGUUUUUGAGCACCUCCUAUGAACUGUUAACAAAGUAUACUUUAUAAAGGAAAAAUAUUAAUGCCAUUGUGGAAGGGAUUAGUAUUUAAUUAUUGAUUUCUAGCUUAUUAGCCAUUUGCUAGAGCUGUAUCUCUCAAGCAACACGCAGAUGCGCGCACGCAGACACACUUGAACAAACUAUAUCUUGUUUUACAAGCAAGAACCAAGGGGCAGCACAGCCAGCCACAGGAACAAACGGAGGCAAAGAAAUACUCCAUUGGACCAGUUUGCUUGCGCCACCACAUUUUGAUCCAGAAGGAUCAGAGGCGAAGAAUGUGCUAUGUCACUAAUCUAUUUGUAGAAGAUUACGGCUAAAUAUUGGGGUUCGACAUAUAUGUACGAGAUGGGAAGCAGCGGACCUCUGGAAUCUCCUCCCCGUUGGGCAUUGUACCAUUUAAUUGUUCCUAAGGAAGAUAAGCUGCAGCUGUUUUCAACACAGAUUUUUUUUUUGUUCAUGAGUUUCUUAAAAAAGUAUGUCUCUUGCUUUUAAAAAAAAGGAAAGACAUAAUGGACUCCUGCAUCAGGCACAGCUGUCUACUGAGAGAGCACACCCUUGGCGCUUACCUGCUUAAUAAAAUCUGCCCUCACAGAAAUCCGAAUAGCAUUUUCUCCCCAUUUCCAUGUGAAAAGGCCUGCAGUUUAGGGGCCUUUCCCGAAGAGUUUUCUUUUCUCUGACUGGUGCUGCCCUGCCCUCACCCCUUUACGUUAAUGUAGAGAGACAAAGCAGGAAUUACUUUCACCGGCCCUCUUGCAGUGCGUGUCCCUCCCUCCGGCUUUAAUUAUUCAUGCCUUAUCGAUUUCAGUUUGUUUUAGAAGCCGCCCCCUUCCACCGUAUGCUCUCAGCUAUUUACCAAAAUCUGCAAAAUUGGUGAACAUGACUGCAGAUUGCAGGGUCGACGCUCACUUUCUGCACAAGGCAGUGUUCAGAUUUAGCGGAACCUCGGAAGAUUGCGCCCUUUGUGCAGUGGAAAGGCAGGGCUGGAAGGCUGUCCUGCCACUCCUCGGUGCGUUGCUGGGGGACGGGACAGCUCUCUAUCCGGACCUGCUGUUCCUAAUUUUAGCCUCCUCUGUGCAUGCACCAACCCCUCCAAAACUGAGCUGCUCCAAGCUGCUGACCAGGUGAUCCCUUGGGCCAGGAGCAAACAGGAGCAGCAGGGCCUCGUAAAGCAGGUGGCGUUCCUCAACGCUUCCAUGCGGAGUGAUGCCACUUUCAGGACCUCCUAUUCUUUUGCAAGAUGGGCCUGAUUCAUCAAGGUUACCAUUGAGCUCUCAGUUCUGCUCCAUAAUAUGAUUAGAUUACCAGUCAAAGUGGGAACUGCUGUUCUGGAAUAUAUUACAGUUCCAGUGCAACAGACCAGUAGAAUUCGUUGUGCCCAGCCGAGGCCCCUGCUGGAGUGUAUGAACGAGGCAUCUGACCCUCCCCUUCUGUGGCCCUUGUUUCUGAUGUUCAGUCUCACUGCGCUCUCGGGGGGGGGGGGGGCUAGCACUAUCUGUCAGGGCUGCAGGCCACUGCUGAUCAACUGGACCGUCUCUUUCUGCUAUUUGAGCAUAUGGGAAUUCAGCUUCAAAUAGGAGUUACACAACAGCAGGGGAAGAGGAAUGAAAUCGGUGAUUUCCUUCCUUUUUCAAGAUCUCUUUUCUUGAUGGUUUUUCUUUGGAAACAAGUUUAGGCAUCUUGCCCUUAGUUUUUCAUCUUUUCCCAGCCACUUGCCUUUUGAAGACGUGACUUUUCAGCCUUGAAAGGUGCCUUCGGUUGUACAUUUCAGAUCUCUCUCCCGAGUGAUUUUCGUCUCCAGUUCUCAUUAGGUGCCAAUACAUGACCCCUUUUUAAUAUUGAAUCUCAGAUUUUCGAUAAAGCUCUUGAUAAACAGGUCGGCUUAGCGCUGUUGAUUUUUGUGUCAAAUUGUACCUGGGUUGUCAAUGUCUUUGCAAAGGGCCGUUGUCACGGGUUUGGCUUUAAACUCUCUCCAUAAUGGUAAAAUUCAUCCAUAGGAAAGGUCUGCCAAUGAGGCAGACUUCUUUAAAAAAAAAGUUGCACCGAGAAGAGGCCAAGGUGCAACUUGUGUGAGUUGCUCAGCCGUACUCGAUUCAAUUAUGCAAAGGUCAUACAUGGUGUUGAAAAGUUGAUUGUCUUUUUGAUGUGUGUGUUGUGGCUAAUUUGAGCUGAAUGGUAAAUGUGCAGGGGGGUGGGAUUGUCCUUGUGAACAUCUGAAGACCACCAGCAGGGAAUUUUGUAUAUUGUUUGGGCAGUCUGAAAAUCUCCAAGAUGUGUUUCAUACACUGGCUGGGAGGAACGUGCAAAGAGUUUUAAGUAGCAAGUGUCUCUGCAGAGGGACUGAGCAAUGUGUGAAAUAGCCCUUCCAGCUGUGCACAUAUCCUGCAUCAUUUGGAGACUCUGUCUGUUGGUUGGGCAAUGUGCCAAAUCCCCCAUGUACGCUCUUGUGUGCACACAUGCUCCACAGCGUUCCGCGAAUGUGCAUUUUCCAUGCAUCUCUCAUUCUCCCCGCAGCAUGUCUAACCUCCAGAAACCAAAUUUAUAAUUCCUCCAAUGUAGACCUCACUGUUGCAGAUCUCGGUAGGAUUGUGCAAACAGUGUUUAGUUGCCAAUGAGAGCAAAAAAAAAAGAGAGAUUUUGCUAGGAGGCAUUAUAAAGUGGAAGUUAUUAACAGGCAUUUAUGGCCUGGCCGGGGCGGGGGUGGAAUCAAUAGCGUUCAGAUGGAAAAAGGACAAAAAUCAGUGUUUGGGGAUAGAGAAGGGAGUUCUUUUUUCCAUGUGCUGAAACAGUAGAAGAGAAUCAAAAUUUGAACUACUGAAAGAAGCUUCUCGUCCCUGUCCGUUUACAUUUUAAACUCUUCUCGCCGAAAUUUCCAAUCCGGAAGAAGAGCAGGGAGUGAAAGGGGAGGGACUCAGUCUCCAGUCUGUUGCGGGAUGCAGUGGAACCGUCAUGGCGUCAUGUUUCCUUUGCCUGAUCUCUCCCCACCCGUUGGCUUUUCCCAGUGGCUGGUUGGUGCCUUCUGAUUCAUGUUUCUGUAGCCCUCCCCACAAUGCACUUUGAAAACAAUGGGUCUGUGAAACAGCCACACUCAUCCCCCCUGCCCCACCCCUACUUCUCGGGUUCUGCUUGGUAAAUACUUCCUUAAACUUGAUUGGAUCUUUGCCUAUAAACAUGUGUGAUGUUUUAAUUUAAUAAAUUAUCAAGGUGAAUUUUU